AGUCCGUAUGUGUCACCAUAUACUACCUUCAGAUUUAUUUGCAGGCAUUUACAGGGAAAUAAAGAAGCACGAUAGAGUUUAUGAUAAAGUAUACAUAAACAAAGAUUAACAAAGAACUGUAGUGGUAGUAAAUAAUCAUUGAUCCCAAUAGUUUUGCCUCAGAAGAUGUUUACUAGGUCACCAGUAAGUAUAUUCAGAUUCUGGCUGGGUCCACAGCAGCAGAGGCAAGUCUCAGGAAGGUACUCGUCUACCUUUUAACUGGUUGUAUUUGAUGCACUAAACGGUCUAGUAAUGCAGCAAGGUGCAUUUUUUAAUUUACGUUUUCAGUAAUGCACAUCUAACAACAGUAUUAUCUUCCUCCGUAUAGUUCUUGUCAGUACUAAAGGCCCAGGGAUCAGCAGAAAGAGUCCGGUGUUAUUUUCCGAGGUUUGUCUGCCGAAAUACCGAGGAUGGAUCGCCGGAAAACAAUGUGCAAGUACUUCUGGAAACACGCGCGCACCACAAACCGGCUGAACUUGACUGCAUGAUAUGUUGAAACCGGCAAUUUUAAUGAAGCAAACGAAAGAUACACAGAAGCAAUCGAUGAACGACAUUAAGUUCACCAUUUCACUUAGCUUGAUCUUUGUGUGUUGCUUUGACAGCAUCUUUGCCAUCCAUCAUCGACUCCCACCCGUUAAAAAUAAGAGAAGCAAUUAAAAUGAAGACUUCAUUUGACAGCCAAAACUAUCCUUUUGAAACCUCUGAGCCUUCCUUUCAUCGCUGGUGUUGAUCAGCGACAGCUUCUGCCCGUCCACACGGACGAAGGCGCUUGAAGAGGUGUCAGCGGAGACGGUGCUCUGGAUUUCCAUUGGCUGCACCAGGGUGGAUUUGCUGUGUGUAUUUUUAGUGUUGCUUCCCUGUUCAGCGCCGAGCGGCCAGUCUUAUUCCCCCCCGUCCCGGUCCUGCUCAGUACAGUAAAAGUCAAGGAGGGGGGAACUCACAUUAGGACCGUGGCAAUACCCCCUGUCAUCCCGUUCUGAAAUCAGCACCCAGCCUGGAGCAGUCAGAGUUGAGAGCGGCUUGCUACUAGGACCUGUCUCAUUCUAAUCUGCGGGUUUGCAAAUGGCCAGUCCCAGCGUCAGAGACGGCGAGUGGGGAGAGACUCCGCAGCAAGACUCCGGCCCCGGGCCCGCCUUCACCGAGGCUCAACACUGGAUAGAACAAGUAACAGGCAGAAGUUUUGGUGAUAAAGACUUUCGAACAGGCCUGGAAAAUGGGAUUUUACUUUGCGAGUUAUUAAAUGCAAUAAAGCCCGGGGCUGUGAAGAAGAUCAAUCGUCUGCCAACUCCCAUUGCAGGACUGGACAAUAUUACUUUGUUUCUGAGAGCAUGCGAAGAGCUUGGACUUAAGGGAUCCCAGCUUUUUGACCCAGGUGAUCUCCAAGAUAUGACCAACAGAGCUACCGUCAAAGCACCUGAGUACAGCCGGAAAAUGAAAAAUGUUUUGAUCACUAUUUACUGGCUUGGAAAAGCAGCAAAUAGCUGUACGUCUUACAGUGGACCAACGUUGAACCUAAAAGAAUUUGAAGGAUUGUUGUCUCAGAUUCAAAAGGAGAUGGAGGACACAGAUAGUCCAAAGCGAAGCAUUCGUGACAGCGGCUACAUUGACAGCUGGGAUUCUGAGCGCAGUGACUCCCUGUCACCUCCCAGACAUGCCAGAGAUGAUUCCUUUGAUAGUCUGGAGUCAUUUGGGUCACGGUCACAGCAGACUCCAUCCCCAGAUGUUGUAUUUAGAGGAAGUAGUGAUGGUCGUGGCAGUGAUUCUGAAUCAGAUGUGACACAGAAGACACCUGACGUAAAGCGAGACGACAUGUCUGUCAGACGGUCUUCCUAUAAUGAACCUAAAAUUUCCUUGCCUUUUAAUCAAUAUCUACCCAACAAGCACAAUCAUACAGCUUAUAUGCCGGCACCUCUCCGAAAGAAGCAGGCAGAGCGAGCAGAGAACUAUCGGAAGAGUUGGAGCAACACUACUUCACCUGUAGGAUCAGAACGCCCUUUCAGUCACCCUGAGCCUAUUCAAGAAGAACACAGUGAAGAAUCCUCUCAGGGUGAAGACUUUGCUGAGCCAUCAUCUACAGUUACCAAAACUCAAGCAAUUAAUGAUUCCAAGCCAGCAGUAAGGUCUGAACUUGCUCCAGCUGAGGAUGCUGGUGGCCUCGAAAACCAGUUACAAGCUUGUCCAGUGGAAGACACUGGGCACAGAACAUCCAAAGAAGGUACAAGAUGGGAGGGAAAAGACGAAGAGGAAAUUAAAAAGUUGAAAAGAAUUCAGAAAGCUGGUAUCACGGUCAUGCCAGCAUCUGAGAGAUACCGCAGACAAAGACAGCAGCAAGAAAGCAGUGGGCAAAGCAGUCCAGAUAUCAUCCUCCGCAGGGAGAAUACGUUUCUAAAGAGCUAUCGGGACAAUUCUGAGUCUGAGGAGGAGGAGGAACAGAAAUUUCCAGAUCUUGAGAAAGAUGACUUUGCUUUGAGGAAGGCUCAGCUCAAUCAGUGCAAGCCCAAGGUGGUGGUCAAUCAGUUCUUAGCCAGACCGUGCACGAAGAAGGAUCGAGAGCUCUGGGCGAGUAUCAAACAUUCUUCAAGAGGAGCUGAUGGAGCUUCACAAAGACAAGAGCAGAAAGUGGAGAGCAAAAGUCACAUUCAGGCUGCAGAGAGUGAAGUUAUUAUCCCCCAGCAAGCAGGUGUGCUACUGAAGUCACAGCAAAAGAGCGGGCACAAGGAUGAAGAGUGGGUGAAAGGCCCAGAUAUAGAGCGUGAUGAUCUGGCUCGGCGAAAGGCCCUGGUUGGCUUUACCAGUCGACACGAACCUCACACUUUUGUGCGUCCCUCUAUCACAUCAGCUGAUAUGGAAAUAUGGGAGAGGCUCAAGCUUUCCAGUGAUACCAGUGAGGAAUCUUCCAAGCCAAUUAAAGGCUGCUCUGAUGUGAAGCCAAGGUCUGGAACCAAAGUAAGAAAAGAAGCUCCAGAUGACCUCGUGUGUCAAAAGGCAAGAAGCAAUAAGGGCUCUUCACCCAGCAGCCAGCGCUCUGUGCAUUUUGGCCCAGUGACGGAGAUAGGUCAGCAACAUUGGGAGAAGUUAAGCACCAGCAGGGCUGGCCCAGGCAGUGAGUCAGAAGAAGAGCCAGAUAGCUGCACCAUCAAAGCCUACACAUGCCAUCUCUUACCCUCUGUAUCUUCAGCAGUUAUCCUCAACUCACGAGAUGGUGCAGUGGGGGAUAAAACCCAAAUGCCUGCAAGGAGUGAGGUAGUUCUUGCCUCCCAGACUGAGACCAGCAGUAAACCUGAAGAAACUGUCCUUAGUGAUAUUUGCACAGCUGAGUAUUAUCGAAGGAGCCCCUCUCCUGUCCUGGUUGCCCACACUGUAACUAUAAACGAAAGCAUUCAGGAUCCCAGCGAGGAAGCUGAAAAGGAAGACGAGCGAAGCCCAGAUGCAGAGAAAGAUGACAUGUUGAAUCGCCGGAUAAGAGCCACCUCCAAACAGGGCAGUGCUGCCUUCAAUAAAUUUCUCCCAGUCCCCAGUUCACAGCAAGGCCAGACAUUGGGUGGAAUUAAUAAAGAACCUGAGCAGAAACAAUUGUAUUUGGAACUGAAGUUUCUCCGGACCAAUGAUCAUUACACACCUAUUCUAUACAGUCCCACAGUAGCCCUGUCUGAUGAUGCAGGAAGUGUCAGUAUGAAUGACAUGAGACCGGAAGAAGACAAUUUAGCUCAGCCCCACAGUAAAGCUCGCCAUGAGGAGCUACACAAAGUUCACAGCCGACUUCGCGAAGACCAGGACAGAUGGCAAGAUGAUCUGGCUCGCUGGAAGAACAGGAGAAGAAGUGCUUCACAAGACCUGAUCAAACGGAAGGAGGAGCGAGAUAUCGUGGAAAAAAUAAUGAGUGGGGAACGCAGUUUGUCAGAAAGACGGAGGAGCAUUAAAACCUAUAAAGAAAUCGUGGAAGAGAAGGAAUCCAGAGAAAAAGCUCUCCAAGAGGCGUAUAACAAAGCGAAGACUCGAGAAGAAGCUGAAGAAAUUUUGAGGAAGUAUUCACAGAGAUUUAUAAUCAGUGAAGCUGUUCUUGAAAACCUGGAAAUGCCAAAAUUUCUGGAGAGAAGUCAGUCAGUGGAUUCAGAUUCGUCAUGCUCUCCAACAAAGGAACCAAAUUCACUGAAAUACUUACGACAGCAGUCAUUGCCAAUCCAGAAAUAUACUGUCACUGUUGAAGCAAUGGUCACUCCCAGCAGCCAAUCACAGUCUAACUUUUCUGAAGUAGGCACAUCCCCAACCAAAGCUGUUGCCUCCAAGACAGUGCCUAUGUUGACCCCCAAGCCUUAUUCACAACCAAAAGAUUCCCAGACGGUGCUGAAAUCAUUUAAGAAAGAUGGAAAGAUUAGGAUAAAUGGAGAGACUAGCCCCACGUUUACCAUGGCGGAAGAGAAUGAGUCCAUGUCUCCAGUAUCAGCCCCGUACCUCACCCAGUCACAGAUGUUUGAAGGUGUGGCAAGAGUGGACAAUUCCCCAUCACAGUUACAGACUGAUAACAACAGCAGUGUAUCCCAACCCAAGCAAGUUAUUCCUUCUGCCACGAACAACCCACAGACUGCACACACAGAGCAGAUGGAACGAACUGAGAUCUCAGUGGGCGUUACCACAACCCAGCAGCCAAGCAUUGAGAAUGAAUCCGACCUUAAAUCCACUUGCGACGAAGCUGAGAAAAAGCCAGUGGAAGAUGCCAUUCCGGAAGAAGAUCAUCACAAAGACCUGCAAACUUCAUCUGAACCUGUAGUCCUUUCGGGCAAUACUGAGUUGGACUUAAGGGACACAUUCCAUUCCAAAAUAAUAACAAAAGAUGAAGCCUGCUUAACUCUCAAGAACGAGGCAUCAGAUAACAGCACCCAAGAGCAGCUUGAUCAAGAAGGAUUAAGGUCAGUGACACCUCAAAAGGACAAAACUGGAGAUGUAUUGGAUUCAGAUCAAAGGAUAAAUGAAGUGAAGGAAGAAGCAGCAGAGAACAAUCAACCUGUUGAUACUAUAAUUCAGCAAGGUAGUCCUUCAGAGUCAAACAUGACUUGUUUCCACACCUGUUCUGUGGGCUCAGAACUGGUUGAUGAGGCCUUCGUGGGAUUUGCAGACUCCACUACAGAGCCUUCUAAUUCUGCCAGUGUUCCGGUUACAGUUCGGAACUCUUGGCGACGCUCAGAGUUUUUCUCUCAGCCAGCAGAAGUGGAAAGCAAUGAAAAUACAAAUAUCCCAGUUGCGUCUUUAAAUCUCCCUAAGCAUUCUGACUGCUGGUUUUGGGAUCCAGAGGAAGAACGCAAGCGACAAGAGAGAUGGCAGAAAGAGCAGGAACGCUUGCUCCAGGAAAGGUACAGAAGGGAGCAUGAAAAACUACGUCAGGAAUGGGAAAAGGCACAAAGGGAGGUCGAGGAAGAAGAACGUAGAUAUCAUGAAGAGGAGCGUAAAAUUAUUCAAGAAACUGUAACUCCGCUGACUCCACGAUCACUGCCUGUCCACCUUCCCUCUGAGUGGCUCUCUAUCUCAAAAACAGAGGAAAUUAGGAAUUCCAAGUCCACUGAAGUCACAGAUGGGGGGAUCAAGCAGAGUGACUCACCGAAACAAAAUAUGGUGGAAAUUGACAAUUGUCGAAAAGGUGAAGAGGGAGGAAUACUGGCUAAAGAACACCAAAGCCAUAAGGAAACAACACAGAGAUCAACACAGGAGCAAGCAAAAGUACUGAGCUCAGAGAAUGGGAAUGGACAUGAGGAAAAUUAUGAUAAACCUGGGACAAAUAUAUUGGAGAAAUUGCACUGGCAGGACAUGAAACAACUGGAAUCUAAAGAAAUAGGGAUGAACUUCCAGUCUGAACCUCAUGUCUUCCAAACAGAUGAAGAAAAUGCCGAUGAGAGACAGAUUCAGGCACACAGCCAAACACACCUCACAGAUUAUCAGCAAGUUUCAGCUCAAGCUGCAGGCUCCCCAGUUUUUUCAGACAGAUCUCAGAAUGCACAAGAACUUCCGCUGUUUCUUGAGCUUCAAAGAAACAAGCUACCUGAUGAUCAAAGUGAAAUGAAAACUGGGUCUCUGGAUAGAAGCUGGGCGCAUCAGUCGAAUAUAGUGGACAGAAAAAAGCGAUCUGGCUCUCAUGAAGAUUUACAAUCAAGCCAAUGGCUUCCUCAGCCACACUCAUCUCCUCAACUCCAGUCUCCCAGCAGAUCAGUCAGUGGGAAGAAGUUGUGCUCGACUUGUGGGCUUCCCCUGGGAAAAGGUGCAGCCAUGAUCAUUGAAACGCUGCAUCUUUAUUUUCACAUUCAGUGUUUCACGUGCGGUAUCUGUCAAGGACAACUUGGGGAUGCAACUACAGGAACAGAUGUCCGGAUCCGCAAUGGUCUCCUAAAUUGCAAUGACUGCUACAUCAGGUCCAGAACUGCUGGACAACCCACAACUUUAUGACCCUGCUACAUGUCAAUCAGCAAAUGAAAGCCCAACAGAGCACAGAUGGCCGUGAAGUUCAACACGAUGUUCUCUGGACACAGUCACGGAUAGAAACCAUCAUUCACUGGCUUCCACACUCCGAGAACCCCCUUUUUUUUUCCCAAAGCAACAUUUAGCUGUGUUGUUAUUUUGACAGCCAACACUUUAAAUCAUUUUCUUGUUUAGUGAAAAUGCUGUUCUUUUGUUCAUAUAGUCACAAUAGUAGCGUAAUUUGAUAUAUUUUUGCUGUUGAGGAAAAGCUUGUAACUGAAUUCAAUAUGUUUUUAAUUAAUAUUGUGUGACAUGUAAUUUAUUUUAUUCCCUCCAGUUAUGAAAAUGUUAAUCAUAAAGGUGCAAUUACAAGUGGAGUAAGUGAAUAAAACUCUAUUUGUCCUGUGUAGUGGUUAAUAACUUUGUAUUCCUUUCCUUGGAACUAAUUUGAGCCAUCUAUGUCACAUUUACGGAAUGCAGAGAUCAUUCCAAAUGCAUAUAGUAGAUUUGCAAUUAUCUUGAUAUUUUAGAACGCUAUGUCCUUUCGGUGCAUUUCUUCAUAAUGUAAGAAUAUCAUGAAGGUCUAGCAUACAGAAAAGAAAAUUGAUGAAGAGGCAAUAACCAAGCUUUUCUUUCAUCCUAGCUAAUAGUAACUUACAACUACACAAUGUUUUGAAUCUGACAUAGCAUUGUUAAACAAAAAACAGAAUUGAAAGCUGAAUUACUUGCCUUUGAGGAAAAUGUGUGUGCCAGAAAAAAGAUUUGCACUCAAGUUUGCUGUUUUGGAAAAAAAAAUACAGUUUAUGUUUAAAACCUGUUUCAAAUGUGUAGUCAGUGGUUGGUAUCGUGUAUCAGAUCCCUUAGGUUGUUCGUUCUCCUAUGAUUCAGCUGAUUGAUCUAUUCCACUGUUUUUAAAAAAAGCAUUUAAAUCAAUACUUCCUUCAAGCUAAUGAUUAUUUAGUAGACAACUGCCAGACUGCAAUUCAAAUGCAAGUCAACAAAAAUGAACUUACCACUCCUAUACCAUGAUCAGAGGUUUUCCAAUAUAAUAUGUAACCCGUCCAUAUUAUAACAUUUCCCUGUUAACCCGGGUGUUUCCAUUGUUUAUGUGCUUUGAUCCCUGUGUAUAUAAAGAGGUACCAAGUAUUACAAUUCCAACCGUGUUCUGAUAAAUACAAUCAGUAUAUCUGUGCAUGCUCAAAUACUGUGGAUUAUAGUCUGAGUUAUGAAUAUAGUCUACACAGCAUUUUAGAUUGAGAUAUCAAUUUGGAAAUGGCUGAAAAUUCAAUGAGUGGUAAGUUAUUGGUUUCACAUUUCUACAUUCAUUUGAUAAUGGAGUAAUUCCUCUUCACUAUAAAUAAUAAAAUGUGUUAGCAUCCUGUUAGGCUAACUAAAAGGUAAAUACAAUUAUCUUGUUAUUCUUUUGAAACAUUCUCCCUAAAAUAAAGCAUUGAAGCUAUGAAAUAAUUUACAAGUCAAUUUUUCUAAGUAAGGAUUCAAUUUAAAUGGCUUAAAUUAUUUAUAAUUCCAUCACAACGCACUAUUGGAAUAAUCUGCAAAACUGUUGAAGAUUUUAUAAAAUACUGGAAAAGUGAAGACUAAUUAGGUGGGAGAAUUUGCUACAAAAUUACUUUAUUUAGCUUUUUUUUUAUAUUUCUCAGACUUUUAGAUUAUCACUUGGGUUGCCAUGUAGCUCAAGCAAGCCACCAGUCAAGCAGUUACAAUUAAUUCGAGGCAUGUCAUAAUUCCUUGCUUAGCAAACCAGAUAUAUCUGAGGCAAAUGCUUGCAAAGAGAUUCAAUGGGGAACUGAAAGCACCUAAUUAGCCAAUGACUUGUAUCUGCCUUAAACAACAGCAAUACAAUACCUAUUCUGCAUCUAGAGCUCUUAACUUCCUUGCAGGAGGAUAAAUAGUAGGGUGUAGUCCAUUAUCAUGUAGCAGCUUUGUUAAAGAGAACAUAAAUUAACAAGUCUCUUUGGUUCUGCAAUAAUUGCCUAAAUUGUAAGGUUGAUAUUUAUUUAUUAAAAUAGUUUUAAAUCAUGUUUUGCAUGUUGAUGAUAAGGCAUUAUAAUGAUAAUUGUGUGCUUUAUUUUUAUUUGUAUCUGUUUGAAUAGUUUGUUAAAAUGCAAUAUUUGCUUCAUUUACACUAAAACUGUGCCUUAGUAAGUGCAGGCUAUUGCAUACAAAUGAUGAGAAGUGAAUAUGAAGUGUUGGUAUCUGGCUCAGUAAACAUUUCUGCCAGCUCUUGAUACACUAGGUGCAUCAUACUGCAAAAAGGGUGAGUCAGACAUGACACUGAGGCCUAACUGGUUCAUCUCAUGUGAUUGGCUCAUACUACCCAAAGAUUCCUACCCUCUGCACGACUUCAGCAAAGGCUGAUGUCCAUCCAUUGUGUAAAAUUCAUCUCUUACUGUUCAAAGGAUUUUUAAAGACAACUUUUUACAUAUUCUUGUACACUUUAGCUCUUCAGAAAUUACCUGCAGAGGAAGCAUUGAACAUGUAUUGUAGCACAUUCUGUACCUAUUCCAAUAACCCCCUUUACAAAUAUGUCUGUUUUUAAUAUUAAGUGCUUCAAUUUUGAUCCAAAUACACAGUAGGUUUGUAAGUGGUAGCACUUCAACUUCUUGACAUGCAAUAAACUAUGUUAAGAUUUAUGUAAUCCACAAUUAAACAGUAAUAGUGUAACCCAUUUUAAUACAGUAGUAGAAGCAGAUUAUAGAUUGGAAACUAUUGUCAACAGUAUUAGAAGAGUAAUGAGUUUAUAUCAUAUUCCCAGAAUAUGCACUAUUUUGAAGGUAUUAUUCACUCAUUCAAAGGAGGUUGUGAAAUGUCAUAAAGCACAUUGGAGUAGAUAUUCAUCCUCUGGUUUAUAUGCUAACAGUGUGAAGUAUUGACUGAUACAAAUUGAAAUCCUAUUCUGAAAUUGUUUUAUUGACAUAAGUUAAUUAAAAUUUCACAGUUUAAUACAAAUUCAUUAAUAUGUUGCACUUUUAACACAUACAACAGAGAACACAUUUCCAUCCACAACAAAUACUGUUAAUAAUUCUUUGCCUAAAAUGUCAAUGGAGGAGUUCAGAGAAGUGAAUUUCAAUUAAUUAUAACGUAGAUGAUCACCCUGCUUAACCACUGUGCAACAUGUGAGGUCCAUAUUUGGAAUAUUAGUCAGUUUAGAGUUAUCAGUGUAAUUACUGUCAUGAUUGCCCAUUUUCCACUGUCACUUGAUUAUUCAUGCUCACAUAAUUUGAUGUGGUUUCCUUAAAGUAACACAACAUGAAUUUCUGCUGCCCUCCAUUAACAUCUGUACUGCGGUCACUUAUUGCAGAGAGUACAUGGUUAAACCACAUUUCCCCGGAAAGUGCAGGACCAAACAUAGGCAUGGACAGGUGCACAAUGAAAUGACAUAUUUUAACUGGGGCUGUUUUUCAAACAUAAAGAAUUACAAUUAUCUGGCAUAUGCUACAGUUGAGCUAUUGUGCUAUAUGUAUAGUGUUUUGCCUCUUGAAGGAAAAGUUACAAUGUUCAAUUAAUGCAACAGCUUUUAUAGUAAAUGUAUGUUGUUUAUAAAUAAAACAAGUAAAGCUAC
Mobula hypostoma (lesser devil ray) is the source of this 10066-nucleotide messenger RNA. RefSeq names its product LIM and calponin homology domains 1a (gene limch1a). Gene Ontology annotation, molecular function: actin binding; myosin II head/neck binding. NCBI's taxonomy places the organism in Eukaryota, Metazoa, Chordata, Chondrichthyes, Myliobatiformes, Myliobatidae. The transcript is spliced from 35 exons. Gene Ontology annotation, cellular component: stress fiber. Gene Ontology annotation, biological process: positive regulation of stress fiber assembly; actomyosin structure organization; regulation of focal adhesion assembly. The coding region runs from base 1102 to 6471 and encodes 1789 amino acids. The record is from RefSeq and is a predicted model, not a curated record.